Spodoptera exigua (beet armyworm) is the source of this 600-nucleotide messenger RNA. The record is from the annotation of a GenBank genome assembly. NCBI's taxonomy places the organism in Eukaryota, Metazoa, Arthropoda, Insecta, Lepidoptera, Noctuidae.
AUGGGCCGGCUCGACCAGAGUGAUACCACGGCCUCACAGAAAACCGGCCAAAAUGUCCACCAGGACAAUACGACCCUGGCCCUGACUGCUCCUUCGAAGUUAUCUGUGGUCUUCCAAGUGCUCAUUCGGCGAGACGACACUACUGCGACUGCUGGUGCAACCCUGGGACCUUCAGGGAUACCAUCACUAAUGACUGCCGCAGAAGACGCUACGGACGUUGGGGAUCAAGAAACUAUCUCCGGCCACCGUAAGCGUGGACCAGAACCAGAACCAAGCGUAAUAGUUGUCAGACCUCUACAGCCGGAAUUAUUAAUCGCGAGGAGUAAGGGGGCGAGAGGGUGGCGGAGUGGUGAGCAGCGCGCAGGCGCGGGCGUGCGGCGGGCACUUCGCGAGGAAGGCUCGCGCGCUCCGGCCGCGUCCAGCCCGCGGCGUCGCGAUGCGCGAGCAGCCGGCCCCGCGGCCGCUCCCGCAAGCGCCGCGUUAACCGGUACCCAUGCAGUGGCGAAAACUUACCAGGUUGAAGUCUUCGCCGGGCGGACAGUCGCGCGCUCGGAGGAUGCUCUGCUGCGGCCGCAGGAAGGUAUGCGAUCCGAUCGAUAG